Ctenopharyngodon idella (grass carp) is the source of this 2780-nucleotide messenger RNA. RefSeq names its product B-cell receptor CD22-like. The record is from RefSeq and is a predicted model, not a curated record. The transcript is spliced from 14 exons. The coding region runs from base 51 to 2780 and encodes 909 amino acids. Lineage: Eukaryota; Metazoa; Chordata; Actinopteri; Cypriniformes; Xenocyprididae.
UAUAAGGUGUUGAUCUCACUCUGAAACCCAAUACUGGUUUCAUCCUGUUCAUGUCACUGGUCAUGAGUGUUGGUGAAACAGGUUUUGCAAUGCUGAUGUCAGUCAGAAUGGCUCCUCCUCUUCCUCUGAUAUUUCUGCUCAUGAUUCACGGGGUUUCUAGUGCUGAUUGGGGUGUGAGUUACAGUCCUUCACACAUCUGUGCACUAAAGGACUCAUCAGUGAUAAUGAGCUGCAAUUAUACAUACCCUACUGGAUAUCAGAUCAAGAGCGUGUUCUGGAUCAAAGGCCCUAUAAAAGAUUUUCUAGAUCUGUCUAAGGACCCUGAAUACAGUCAGAGGCUUCAGUAUCUGGGAGAUAAACAGCAGAACUGCACCAUGAGACUGAGUCAUGUGACACUGAAGGAUUCACGCAUGUACUAUUUCAGAAUCAUCACUAAUAUAACAAAAGGAAAAUGGUUUGGUAAACCAGGAGUGACUCUUGCUGUCACAGAUCUUCAGGUGGAGUCUCCUGAGAGAGUGACAGAGGGAGAUUCAGUCCGUCUGACAUGUAAAAGCAGCUGCACUCUGACUGACAGAGCAACAUUCAUCUGGUACAGAAACUCACAGCCAUUAACUGAGAGAAGAGACAGAAACAAUGAACUCCUGCUGCAGUCAGUCAGAAGAGAGGAUGCAGGCAGAUAUAGCUGUGCUGUACACGGACACAAUCACAUCUCUCCUGCUGUUGAGCUCAAUGUCACAUAUGCACCAAAGAGCGUCUCAGUGUCCAUCAGUCCAUCUGGUGAAAUAGUGUCAGGAGAUUCAGUGACUCUGAUCUGCAGCAGUGAUUCAAACCCUCCUGCAAAAAUGAGCUGGUUUAAAGGAAGAAUGUUUGUAGGAUCUGGAAGAAUCUACAGCAUCUCAAAGAUCAGCUCUGAUGACAGUGGAAAAUACAAGUGCAAAUCCAUCAAUGAACAUGGAGAGAAAUACUCUGAUGCUGUGACUUUAAACGUCAUGUACCCUCCCAGGAACGUGUCAGUGUUCGUAACUGGAUCUGGUGAAAUAGUGUCAGGAGAUUCAGUGACUCUGAUCUGCAGCAGUGAUUCAAACCCUCCUGCUCUGAACUUCAGCUGGUUUAAAGGAGGAACAUUUGUAGGAUCUGGAAGAAUCUACAACAUCUCAAAGAUCAGCUCUGAUGACAGUGGAGAAUACAAGUGUAGAUCCAGAAAUCAACAUGGAGAGAAACACUCUGAUGCUGUGACUUUAAACGUCAUGUACCCACCCAGGAACGUCUCAGUGUUGAUAACUGGAUCUGGUGAAAUAGUUUCAGGAGAUUCAGUGACUCUGAUCUGCAGCAGUGAUUCAAACCCUCCUGCUCUGAACUUCAGCUGGUUUAAAGGAGGAACGUUUGUAGGAUCUGGAAGAAUCUACAACAUCUCAAAGAUCAGCUCUGAUGACAGUGGAGAAUACAAGUGCAGAUCCAUCAAUGAACAUGGAGAGAAAUACUCUGAUGCUGUGACUUUAAACGUCAUGUACCCUCCCAGGAACGUGUCAGUGUUCGUAACUGGAUCUGGUGAAAUAGUGUCAGGAGAUUCAGUGACUCUGAUCUGCAGCAGUGAUUCAAACCCUCCUGCUCUGAACUUCAGCUGGUUUAAAGGAGGAACGUUUGUAGGAUCUGGAAGAAUCUACAACAUCUCAAAGAUCAGCUCUGAUGACAGUGGAGAAUACAAGUGUAGAUCCAGAAAUCAACAUGGAGAGAAAUAUUCUGAUACUGUGACUUUAAACAUCAUGUAUCCUCCCAGGAACGUCUCAGUGUUGAUAACUGGAUCUGGUGAAAUAGUUUCAGGAGAUUCAGUGACUCUGAUCUGCGGCAGUGAUUCAAACCCUCCUGCUCUGAACUUCAGCUGGUUUAAAGGAAGAACGUUUGUAGGAUCUGGAAGAAUCUACAGCAUCUCAAAGAUCAGCUCUGAUGACAGUGGAGAAUACAAGUGCAGAUCCAUCAAUAAACAUGGAGAGAAAUAUUCUGAUACUGUGACUUUAAACAUCAUGUACCCUCCCAGGAACGUGUCAGUGUUCGUAACUGGAUCUGGUGAAAUAGUGUCAGGAGAUUCAGUGACUCUGAUCUGCAGCAGUGAUUCAAACCCUCCUGCUCUGAACUUCAGCUGGUUUAAAGGAGGAACGUUUGUAGGAUCUGGAAGAAUCUACAACAUCUCAAAGAUCAGCUCUGAUGACAGUGGAGAAUACAAGUGCAGAUCCAUCAAUGAACAUGGAGAGAAAUACUCUGAUAAUGUGACUUUAAACAUCAUGUACCCUCCCAGGAACGUGUCAGUGUUCGUAACUGGAUCUGGUGAAAUAGUUUCAGGAGAUUCAGUGACUCUGAUCUGCGGCAGUGAUUCAAACCCUCCUGCUCUGAACUUCAGCUGGUUUAAAGGAGGAACGUUUGUAGGAUCUGGAAGAAUCUACAACAUCUCAAAGAUCAGCUCUGAUGACAGUGGAGAAUACAAGUGUAGAUCCAGAAAUCAACAUGGAGAGAAACACUCUGAUGCUGUGACUUUAAACGUCAUGUACCCACCCAGGAACGUCUCAGUGUUGAUAACUGGAUCUGGUGAAAUAGUGUCAGGAGAUUCAGUGACUCUGAUCUGCAGCAGUGAUUCAAACCCUCCUGCUCUGAACUUCAGCUGGUUUAAAGGAAGAAUGAUUGUAGGAUCUGGAAGAAUCUACAACAUCUCAAAGAUCAGCUCUGAUGACAGUGGAGAAUACAAACCCUCCCAGGAACGUGUCAGUGUUCGUAACUGGAUCUGGUGA